AUACGUAUAUGAAAUUUUAUCAUUACUACUUAAGUGUCGUGGCUCUUCCAUGCAAAUAUUAAAUAGAAACAGUCUUUAAAUUGCUCGCUUCUUAGUUUUAGAAAUAGUGGGUCUGGUAAUCGUGCUUUAUUGUGAAUUGCUAUCAUGCUUGUUGAACUUUGCUGUCAGCUGUUUCAGGACUUGUACUGUAUUUGACCUCUAGAGUCUAGAUGAGUAGGUCACUAUUAAACACAAAAUUUUCUACUUCUGACUUAGUACUUCAUACAGUUUUUUUAAAGUUUAUUUUGAGAGAGGGCACAUGCAGACGCAUGCACAAGUUGGGGUGGGUCAGAGAGAGAGAGGGAGCUUGGUCCACACACUGCAAGAUCAUGAACCGAGCUGAAAUCAAGAGUCAGAUGCUCCCCCGACUAAGCCACCCAGGUGCCCCAGUACUUCAUACAAUUUAAGGCAUAUAAUCUGAGGUUUCGGCUUUGCUCUUUGAUUGGAGUAUGUCCUGCUGAGAAUUUAGUAGACUCUGUGGAUUAACUGUCUUCAUAGCACUUUCAACAUCCUUUAGUAAUAAAGUAGUCAGGAGCAGGGGCAGACACAUCUGGUUUUUUAUCCCCAGUCAGUCAGUAGCUAUCCUGUAUAUUGGGGAAGUUAAUGGUUCCUGUGUGUAGAUUGUUGUAAGAAUGAACUCAGGUAACGUACGUUGAUAGCUUAGCACAGAACCUGCCACGCACACAGCAGCACAUGAUACUGCCCUGGCAGUUACUUUGAGUGUACUUGGGUUUGAGUGAAGAGUGAUGGUGCCCUCACAGAUUUCCCGGAAACCCAGUUGGAGGGAGAUUUGUUACCUCAGCCAUCCAAGGACCAGGUCUUCAACACCUGCCUUCCUUCACCUGCUCCUCUGAACCUUUUAUAUGAAAGGCUUUGAAGGGAGCUUAUUCUUAUCGACCACCUCAUUCUGUGAUCUUAACCUUCUUGGUUUUGUGGACUCUGAAAAUCUGGUAGUGUGGCCUGCAGAUUUGCAUGCACUCAGCCUUGUGCAUGUGGCCUCCCAGACAAGGCCCUCAUCUUUGAAGUGGGUAGAAAAUCUAGAUUAGUCGAAGCUUUCUCUGUGUGAGGCAUUGUACUUAGGAUACCUGUUUAUGGGGUUUCAGAACUUAGCACGAAUUGAGUUUUUCAAAGAAACUAAGGAAUCGUAAAAAAAGUAAGAAUCACUAUAAACACAUUUUACCCCUGAGGAGUAGUAGGAAAACCUUUGCACUAAACUGCGGAGAAACAGUUUCUCUGAGAUUUGUAGGCUUUGUAAGGGGACUCUCUACCAGUUAGCACAAAGGAACUGGCUGCCUACCGCCUGCUCACGGAAAAAGGAUGCGGCCCAUCUGGCCCAGGUGUGUCUGGCAGGACCUGAUGUCUGUGUCUUGGUUAUUGAGGAACAUGGGCCAUCUGUGCAUAGAGAUGCUGGUGCCAGCCUGUCACGAGCCUGCCGUGUUCUCGGUAGGGUGGGCGCUCCAACGUGUGUUGUGGGUGCUGAUUGUCGGCAUCACAGCCUAAGACCACAACAGAUAAGGGCCUUGUUUUCACAGAUGGAGUUGCAGUUAUUUACUGGAGAUGAGGUAUAAAUGAACAGUUUGUGUUGUCACUUCGUAAAACUCGGGAGCAAAGAAAAGAUCUGAAAACAGGUAAAAGGAAUGCUCCAGUAGCAGAUUAAAUUCAUCUUGCUGUAAUGUUUUCAAAGGACACUUGACAUUGGGAAUAUUUCUUUAUGAAGCAGAGCAGCGGUUCAAGUUUCGUAGAACUGAUGCCAUGGACCGCCUGUGCACACCCCUCUCAUUGACAUCGUAGCAUCCCCGUCUCGCUGUCACUUAUAAGCCCGUGUGGUCCUAAGGAUCGUCUUGUCGUGGAUAGUUGUUAUUUCUAUUGAGCGUGGAAUGAUAAAGAAUUUUAAACUAAUUCCAACACUACAUUGAGGUUUUACACUUCACAUAACAUUUUACAUGAAAGUACAGCCCAAAGAACUUACAGUAAUUUCAGUAAUUUUCUAAAUAGAAACAGAUGUCUCUGGAAAGCAAAAUAGGAUUUGAGGCAAGUCUUUGAUCUGCUGUUUGAUAAACGUGUAGGAGUUUAUGGUCUCGAGUGAGGUAAUUGAAACGCGGCUCCUGUGUGUGAGUCCUUAGCUCUGGUAGCCCCACGCAGUUUAGCUGGGAAACCAGGCCAAGCCUCCCUGGGAAGCGGGCGGAGGCAGUCACAGCAUCUCUAGAAGAGGCAGGCCUGCGGAGGGUGUUGAUGAUGGUGUCGUUUACUUAGAAAUCUAGAACGAGGAACACAUCUACAGUGAAGUAGUUCUGGCUGUCCCCAAAUAGGUGCUCAGCACGUGCUUUUCGGUCCUUUCUGUCGCCAGUGUGGCUGGUUGGCUUCAGCGGGGAAGGGCAGAAGGGAAGGCAACCUCACAAGAAAUUGCUACGUUGAACCACAGCUGAAGACCUGCCUGAAGGCCUGGUACUCUGGAGUGGCAGCCACCUGUUGCAUUCCUGGUCUCUACUUUGCUAUAAUGUGAAGAAAUGGCAGAAUACAGCCUGCGGAUGAGUUACACGUGUUCCCUAGUCCCAGUCUAGCAAGCCUUGCAACCCUCCCCAGCCAGCCCCAAAUGUCUUAGUUCUUGGCGGAAAGUAUAGUCCCUUUGGUACUACAGUUCCACUCGGGUCAGGUAGGCCUCUCCAGGCAACAUGUCGUCUGGAUUUAAGCAACCUUUGCCAACGCUUCUCUUUGCCAAAUCUCUCUUCUUGAGCGUCGUCCUUUUUCUUAAUUCUGGAAAGUUGCCAUCCCUUCGGUUUGGUCCCAGAAUGGAUUCAAGCUGACUGAUGUAGAAACUGUUGUUUCAGUUCCUUCUAGCCCACCGUCACGGUCCAGGCGCAUUGAAUCUGUGGUGAGAAGGAGUGGGCAGCUCCGGCCUGUGGACACAGAGGAACAGGGAGAACCUGCCAUGGCCUCUCCUGUGGAACAGUGUGGCGGGGACAGUGCAGUGACCACGGCCUCCAACGAGGACCCAGUUGCUGCUGGGCCCCAUUCAGUGAUGUAUUCCUCAGGGCCAGGCACGACAGUAUACAGGCCCUACUCGUGGAGGACUGUAAUCAGUAUUCAUUUGGGAGAUAGUGUGAGAGGAGCCAAAUGAGGAAACGCAUCUGCCGGCUGGUUUGGGGCAAAAGAGGAAGGCAGGAGGGAGAGGUUCAUUUUCCAGACACUGAGAGAGCAGAAUGGCUAAAUAAGACCGUAAAACACAUGUGGCCUUUUAUUUGCCAGUUUAUAGAGAAGUUGUUUCGAGAAACCAUAGAGCCAGCUGUGCGAGGAGCAAACACCCACCUCAGCACCUUUAGUUUCACAAAAGUUGAUGUGGGUCAGCAGCCACUCAGGAUCAAUGGUGUGAAGGUGUACACUGAAAAUGUGGACAAAAGGCAAAUUAUUUUGGACCUUCAAAUUAGUUUUGUAGGAAACUGUGAGAUUGAUUUGGAGAUCAAGCGAUAUUUUUGUAGAGCUGGUGUGCAAAGUAUACAGAUUCAUGGUACCAUGCGGGUGAUCCUGGAACCAUUGAUUGGAGACAUGCCCUUAGUGGGAGCCUUGUCUAUCUUCUUCCUUAGGAAGCCACUGAUAGAAAUUAAUUGGACAGGACUGACUAAUCUUCUCGAUAUCCCUGGAUUAAAUGGUCUGUCAGAUACCAUCAUUCUGGAUAUAAUAUCAAACUAUCUGGUGCUUCCCAAUCGGAUCACCGUUCCUCUUGUCAGUGAAGUUCAAAUAGCACAGUUGCGGUUUCCUAUACCAAAGGGUGUCCUAAGGAUACAUUUUAUCGAAGCUCAGGACCUUCAGGGGAAAGAUACUUACCUUAAGGGACUCGUCAAGGGAAAGUCGGACCCCUAUGGGAUUAUUCGAGUCGGCAACCAGAUCUUCCAAAGCAAAGUCAUCAAAGAGAACCUCAGUCCGAAGUGGAACGAGGUAUACGAGGCUUUAGUCUAUGAACAUCCCGGACAGGAAUUAGAGAUUGAGCUCUUUGACGAAGACCCGGACAAGGAUGACUUCUUAGGAAGUCUUAUGAUUGAUCUUAUUGAAGUUGAAAAGGAGCGCCUUUUAGAUGAAUGGUUCACCCUGGACGAGGUCCCAAGAGGAAAGCUGCACUUGAAACUGGAGUGGCUCACGUUGAUGCCAAAUGCUUCAAACCUCGAUAAGGUGCUGACAGACAUCAGGGCUGACAAAGACCAAGCCAAUGAUGGUCUUUCCUCUUCGUUGCUGAUCUUGUAUUUGGAUUCAGCAAGGAACCUUCCGAGUAACCCAUUAGAAUUUAACCCUGAUGUCUUGAAGAAGUCUGCAGUUCAGAAAGCUUUAAAGUCAGGGAAGAAAAUAAACAGCAAUCCAAACCCUCUUGUCCAGAUGUCAGUUGGACACAAGGCCCAGGAGAGCAAGAUUCGGUACAAAACCAAUGAACCUGUGUGGGAAGAAAACUUCACCUUCUUCAUUCACAAUCCCAAGCGCCAGGACCUUGAAGUCGAGGUCAAAGAUGAACAGCAUCAGUGUUCUCUGGGGCACCUGAAGAUCCCUCUCAGUCAGCUGCUUACCAGCAAUGACAUGACCAUGAACCAGCGAUUUCAACUCAGUAAUUCAGGUCCAAACAGCACUCUGAAGAUGAAGAUCGCCCUCAGGAUACUCCACCUUGAAAAGCCAGAAAGGUCCCCAGACCACCAACACUCAGCUCAAGUAAAGCGACCCUCUGUCUCCAAAGAAGGGAGAGAAAUAUCUGUCAGAUCUCACGCGUCCGCAUCGCCGGGCUCCGGUGACGGCAGCACGGCCCCGUGCACACCAGUCGUCGGGGGCAGCGAUAAGCCUGGCGUGGAAGAGGGGGCCCAGCCUGUGGAGGCCAGCCCCCAAGGCCCACGCGACCUGGGCAGGAGCUCCUCCAGCCUCCAGACCAGUGCCACCUGCUCCCCCAGCCACAUCUCCGUUAAGGAGCCCACUCCAAGCAUAGCCUCAGACAUAUCCCUGCCCAUCGCCACCCAGGAGCUUCGGCAGAGGCUGCGGCAGCUAGAGAAUGGGACGACACUGGGGCAGUCGCCCCUGGGGCAGAUCCAGCUGACCAUCCGACACAGCUCGCAGAGAAACAAGCUUGUGGUGGUCGUGCACUCCUGCAGAAAUCUCAUUGCCUUCUCUGAAGAUGGCUCUGACCCCUAUGUCCGCAUGUAUUUGUUACCAGACAAGAGGAGGUCAGGAAGGAGAAAAACACACGUGUCAAAGAAAACACUGAACCCCGUGUUUGACCAGAGCUUUGAUUUCAGCGUUUCAUUACCAGAAGUACAGAGGAGGACGCUGGAUGUAGCAGUAAAGAACAGUGGUGGCUUCCUGUCCAAAGACAAAGGGCUUCUUGGCAAAGUGUUGGUCGGUCUGGCGUCCGAAGAACUGGCCAAGGGCUGGACCCAGUGGUACGACCUCACAGAAGAUGGCACGAGACCACACGUGGUGACGUAGUCCCUGCCGGGCACGAGGAGCCCCCCCCCCGCCGGUGUGCCAACCACCUUCGUGCGCUCGCAGCGCACCCUCCCACAGACGUACCAAUAUUGUUUUUAUAAUUUCAAUGUAUUUAGUUAUACAUAUCUUAAUAGUUUUAUAAAACAUGUUGACGUUUUAGGCAUAUUUGGCCAAUAUUAUCAUUAAAUUUUAUAUGUUUAAUUUCCUGUAGUAUUUGCCGGUUAUUCUAGCGUAUAAUAGGGUAGUAGUUAGUUACCGUGUCGCGUAAGGCUGUAUGUCCGUUGUAUCGACGAGGAAGCAGAUCUAUGUAUAUGCUUUACUGUUGCCUUGUUUUGUACAUCGCUGAGGUACACUCUGCCAUGUAAAUAGACUAUUUUUUAUAAUCUCUACCUGCUGGUUUGAACUCUGAAGAACAUGGAUUAAGGAAAUAUAUUUUUUUUCUAAGACUUAUUAAAUUCUUAUGACACAUAACCAUUUUGUCUUUGCAGGAAAAGUUCUCAGUGACCAAUUUUGUGGUAUUUUUCUUUUUAAAAAGAAAAGCUGAAAGAUUAAAUAUUAAAUAAGUAUAGUUCUGCCCAUCACGAAUGAAGAAAAUAUUCAAAAUAUCACCACUUUUAUAAAUAUAAAUAUGUAUUUUUGAGAAGUCAGAUGAAGUGCUUCUAAGGAAAAAUGUGUAACUGAGUAAUACAUAAUACUAAGAGGAUGUCAUGUCAUCAUGGUGCACGAACUUGAAGUUUCUUCCAUUAAAUGUCUUAAUUGCUUGAUAGAAUGUAUUCAUGAAAUAGUACACAGAUACACAGUUAUACUUCCUAAAAUACAGCCCAAAUUUUCAGUGUUAGCAGUUAGGCUAUUGUGAAAUAGUCGGUCAUAAGGUUUGUUAGUUUUCAGUGUUUUCCCAGCCUGUGAAGACAGAGACAGGCUCGCGUGGUCACCACAGAGUUUGUGGGGUGGAUCUGGGUAAGGAGGAAGUUGUUUUAAACCAACAGCUCAUUCAUUCACCUGUCAGUGUGACAUCAUAGGUUGACAGAACCCCUGAGGUGGCCUUGGCUUCCUUUUGCCCAACACAGAGGCCACUCUUGGGGCCACAGGGUUCCAGCACGGCGGCUGGUGAUUGUAAUUAACCGUUUCCGGGGUUUCCUCACUUUAUGCCGUGACUGACCUCAGUAUCGGGAUAUUGUUAUACAGUUUCUGUUUUGGAAUAUGUUUUCCUGUCUAGAUUACUAAAAGCAUGUUUUACAUCCUCGAGUCCCAGACCUCUUGGGGGUUGAGGCUCCGUGGCAGUGUCUAAGCCGUGCUCGCCUGUGAGAAACACGCACGGACUCAGAAAGAGUUUUCAGUAUGUUAAGCUGUAUGGUGCAAAUGAGUCCUUAGCUAUCAGAACAUUCUGAAAUCAUGUGUGAGGACAUUGGGGAAAUCGAGCUUUGUGGUUGAAACUGGGGAUCUUACCAUGAAUCCCUCCACGGACUCGUGGGCGGCCCGUGUGACCAAACACACCAAAGUGCCUGUGGUGGAUACUGGUUGUUACCUUGCGUACUUCUGCCUGCCAACAGAUCUUACCCUUCUUUUAGUUCACACUUUAAACCGGAGGUUUAUGUAUAAUGGAGCCUAUAGCCUCACAACACAGUUCAUGUAAUCAUAAAGACCAGUGUAAUCUCCCUGCUUCCUACUUGAUGGAACUUCACUACAAAGCCUCAUUAUAAACCAUUUCCCAUGUUAAUGUACAGGAGGAAAUGGAUGAAUAGAUUGGUGCCCACAAAACAUUUAACUGCGGUGGUGUUUUAGCAGCGCGAUAAAGGCAGGUAAUUACUUAAUAAACCUAGUCGUCGGUCCAUGGUAUUAGAUUUAUUGAAGAUUUUUUUUCAGUUGAGUCUGUCGAAGGGCCUCUGGCAUAAUCUAUAAAAAGGGAACGACCGCUCACUGGGAUUUACAAUACCAGUAAUUUUUACCAACAUCCUGAACAUCUGGGUUUUGCCUUGUGCUCACCUUGCGGUAUGUAUUCACCUUAUGCAGCGCUCUAAGCAAUUAGGCAAAAUAAGUACAAGGAAGAGUAUAAAGCCAGUGGCAGCGUGACACCCGCCUUGUGCCGCAGGGACGGAGGAGCCUGGAGAUGGACCUUGGCAGCGGGCUUCCUUCUCUUUAGAAGGAAAGGGACGAUUCUGAGGACGUAAAACAAAAAAACCUUUCCAGGUGUGAUUCUGUCCUUCACGGCCAAAUGAGCGGUCAGUGGGAAGCUGUGGUAUUCCGUGGGAAGGACUGAGAAUUCCGCUCACGGCCGGACUCCGCACUCCAGGGUCCCCAGAUCGGCAUCCCUGCUCCUUAAUGACCGAUUCGUCUAGGAAAAGGGAACGUUAACUUCUCUGUAUUGAGCCGAAUCAACGGGAGGAAAAUUAACUUACACAGAUUUGAGUUCUGUUUGUCCAUGUGGGUUGCUUCUCCUGUGCCUUAGCGUAUGGAAGUGUGACGCCGGUGUUUCCAAGUCCCAGAUCGUUGCUGUACUCACGGCAACUCUGUUCUGUGCUACGAGAUAGUGUUCGUCAGGAGGUCAGCCCUUUUUUCUUCAGGAACCGAAGCUCAGUGGAGACCAGCGUAUAUGCGUGUUUAUACUCGGGCUGUCCGCCACUGCAGAUGGAAAACGGCGGAGGGGUUGUUUUAAUUGUUAUUAGAGAAUGUCCUUUUUGAUCAACUAAUUUUACAUGACGGUGCAUGUAUUUAUUCAAUAAACUCUUACGUUAGCUCA
Molecule: messenger RNA, 8230 nt
Organism: Panthera uncia (snow leopard)
Lineage: Eukaryota; Metazoa; Chordata; Mammalia; Carnivora; Felidae
Gene: ESYT2
Product: extended synaptotagmin 2
Exons: 24
Coding region: 3154-5493 (779 amino acids)
Biological process (GO): lipid transport
Molecular function (GO): lipid binding
Source: RefSeq, a predicted model, not a curated record